GUGGUGCUGCUGCUGCCUCAAAAUCAUUCGUUGUUCUAACAAAAAUAUUAUCACUUCGUUUUAUCGGAUCCGUCUCAUCGAUAGUCCAAGAUUAGAAGUAUUGCUUUAUCGUCAAGCGAACAUUGUUUACAUUUUGGCUGUACCUGUAAUUUACAACCAUUUGGGUCGCCUGAAGCUGAACCGUUCUCGAAGUAACGAUGGCUACGGAACAAUCAACGGCACGAUUGUGGCCGUAUUUGCGCGUAGAACCGGUUCCAAACGGUGUUACACCAGCAUUGGGUAGAAAAGAAAUGCUACGUGUACCGUGAACGUUUGGAUAAGGAUCAAGGUUCUACAUAUGUCUGUACACGAAUAAUAACCGAAACACUUGAAUAUGGAGGUUUGAAGCUGCGGCGCAAUAUGCGUGGAAAGAAAUAGCAAUGCAAACGGCAUGCAGGCAUCUGUUUUAACCGAAUCGAUACUUCGAAAAAUUCCACAAAUAUUGCAAACCCGGGAAAGAUGAAUCUCAGUUUCGGUGGAUCGAAAAGCAAAAUGCAUUCUGCAACAGGAAGUGGAAAAGUGGAGUUUUCUUGCAGAAAGCAGAUGCACUGCUCGAAAACAUCCGCUCCGGACACGUAAUCGUCAACCAAAGACAAGUAUUCGAUCCGCUGGCCUAACCCAUCGGUGCGAGUCGGAGAAAACCCAUCCGUCAAAAAGAAACAGCAAUUGAAAGGAAGCUUUCCAUCUCGCUCUGUCUACUGUUCCGGCCUAUGCAAGUAGUUCGGAUUUGUGUAGUGCGUUGAAGAUAGGUUUGCCGAAGGCGGUGGUGGUGGCGGCGGCGAUGUUGAAGGGGCACCCGAGUGAGGCACACGGAGUAUCGUCUCUUUCUCGCAUUCUAGAACGACCCCGACAGCAACGCAGCAGCAGCAGCAUUUUUCGUCGUCCGCGUUUUCGCGUUUUUAUCGUGUGAAAGCAAAUAAUUUCCUGAUCGAAAUUUGCUGUGAACAUGGCUAAAGGUGCGUGACAGCGAAUGGUGCAAAGCGUGAAAUGUGUGCCGUGAGCAAUAAUCGAUUGUAGCUCGUCCAAAAUCGCAGACGUAAUGAAGAAAAGGUGAAGCCAUCUUUUUUUCCGUGUUCAUCGUUCAUGCCCCAUAGCGGCGCGCGCGUGCGGGAGAGAAAGGGUUGGGUGCGUACGCCGUGUGUGUAUGAGCGAGUGUGUGUGUGUGGUUGGAAGUGAGAAGAAGACGUGCGCGCGGGUUUGAAGUGCAAAAGUUGGAAGUUGGAAGUGUGUGUGGGGUAGGGUGGUUGGGGUGAGCUGGAGGAAGAAGGUGAAACGCGGUGAAGUGAGCGUGAGCGAACCGUGAAGAAGGAAACGGGAGUGAAUAAAAAAACGACAGCGAAGACGGCGGCAAUCGAUUGUUGGCGUGUGUAGUGGUGUUGGUGGUGCAUACGGGCACACGACAGCGCCAGCAGCAGCAGCAGCGGGCGCGCGCGUUUGUGUGUGUGUGCGCGCUCGGUACCACCAUUUUAAUGUACCAUCAUCGAGCAGGCGAGGUUUGCUGCGUAUGUGUGCUUGAAGGGGGGCAUUUAGUGUGUCGAAUAGGUAAACGCAAGGAAGGAAGCGAGCAUUAAGGAGGCUUUCUUCAAAAGAAGGUGUAAUUUGGUUGGUGUGAUUGUGUGAAACAAAUACACCGAAACAUCGCUCCCGAAAAAGAAGCCGCAAUUAAAAUUUGUGCUCAAAAGUGAAAAUUUCCAUCGAAUGCUCACAGUGGUGGUGUAGCAUAAUUUGCAACGCAAUCGCGCGUCGCAUCAUUCUCCCUAUUUGUUGGGAUAUAGUGCGUGAUUCGAGUGUGUGUGCGUGUGUUCGCUCGUGCAGCAGCAGCAGCGCUCUGGAAAGCAUUAACAUACCCAUCUUUCUUGGCCCAGCCAAAAAUCCCUUCAAAAAAACACACACACACACUAACCCAUACAUCCCGGUACAUAGUGCGUGAGACGAAAUCGCGUGUCGCUGAGAAGCGAGAGUGAGCGUGAGUGCGACAGUGAGUAACAGCGAGAACACCGAAAACGCAGCAGCAGCAGCAGCUCCCAGCAAAUAGUGAAGCGGGAUUUCGUUUGUUUCAUAACCGGAGUUUGGGUGUGCUGUUUGCCUGGUCUACGAAGGAAACCGAGUCAGCAGCACGGCACUCGUUGUACGGAAAGUGUAAAAUUAAACACUAUUUGCGCGAGAAAACGGCUAUUUGGACGGCGGCGGCACUAAGCAGGCCAGAAAACACCAACAACGCGCUUUAUCUCCGAAAAGGUUAUGUUUGGUGCCGUCAGUGUGUGCGCGUCGCCAGUGAGAGAGAAUAUCAGUCGUGUGUGAAGAGGACACCGACAUCUUGAAGCUAGAAGCAGCAACGAAAACAGUAGAAGCUGUCCCCCUGGAUGUGUAAUUUGAUCGCAGCGAACGGAUUAGAACCUACCACACAAUCUCCCAAAGGGCGAAAGCCAAAAAUCAGCCUACGCCGUAGGAGAGAGCAUACGCAUUUGCAUGUGCAACGGUGAAUGGGACUAGCGGUCGUCGCGUCGGUGCCCGUGGAAAAUAGAUCCGAUGCAGUGGAAGCGAUGGCACCCGCUCUCACCGAGCCACUAAGCCAAAGCAAACUGUCCUCUUCGGCUGCAUCGGGUGCGUCACCGCGUACGAGCAGCAGCACAACGUCCACAGCGACCACCACGUUCGACGGAACUACCAUCCUUACCUCGCCGGGUAAUGUUCACACCGAACUAGAUCUCCAUCAGCAGCAGCCACAAACGCAACAACAGCUGGAGGAGCCAUUUGUGAAUGCACCAGAGCUGCACCAUCUACAGCACUCGGUGCCGGUGGACGUGUCCGAAACUGUAGUAGUAACGUCCACGACCACGACACUACCCGAGGAACAGAUUGUCCCCGGUGGUGGUAGUGGUGGUGGGGUGUCACAGGGUUGCCAAGGAACGGCGAUAAUGUCCAUGCUGAUGGGUUCCAGCGACGGUGUUGGAUCGACCACGGUGGACGACAUACAGAAUAACAAUAGUGGCGAGCCCGGUUUGAAGCUCGAUACCGAUACGAACCGGGACCUGAUCGAACUGGCCCUGGAGCAACUGCACCAGGACGCGACCAUGGGUGGCGGCGGCAAUGGCAACGAAACGGCUGCGACGGUGGUCGACUCGAUGACGGUGUCGAACGUUGUGGACAUGGCAUCCGUUGCGGCGCAUUCCUCCAUGCCUGCGAACGUGCUGCAACAACAUCCAAUCGCCGAUCUGAUGCCGAUGGAGCUACCGCCCACGCAGAUGAUCGUGCCUCAGGGCGGCUUUCCCGAUGCACAGCAGCAACAGCUACAGCCACAACAGCAGAUGCCGAGCGGCGGGUUUAUGAGCAUCCCGAUACAAGAUUCCUCACAAUCCUCAUCCUCGCUAACCGGCAUGGGUGGCAUCAGCGGGUCCAGUGAGUUGGGCAUGCAGCUGAAGGAAAGCAGCGAAGUGGAUCAGAUGAUACGCGAACUAUCCACGGCGGAUAUCGAUCUGCUGCAGGUGUUCAAAAGCUUCGACAACAACAGUCUGCUCCUGUUCAGCGACGUGGACGUCGCGAACCUGUGCGACGUGCCGGUCGGUGACGGCAGUCAAUCGCAAUCCUCCCCGAACAAAGAUCGCGAGCGGCUAGAGCAGCACGCCGAAAUCCUUAAAAUGCAGGCACAGAUGCAGCGGAAGCAGGAUUUCCUUGCCCGCCGACUCAGCAAGCUGAAGGCCCGGUACAUGGGCCAGCACGUGAGCGAAGAAAUUGCUGGCCUGUUCGAGUACACCCAACGCUUCUGGAAGAAGCGUGAGAAAGAGAAUGCAAAACAGUUACACAACAUGAACAGUAGCAGCAUCGGUGCGGGUGGGUUGGUGGGCAAUAGCGGUGGUUCGAAUGUCCCGGUGGGAGGAACGUUUGCUUCCGGCGGCGAGGGGGGUAACAGUUGCUGGCCCGAUAUUAUUCCGUUCCAAGCACCGCCGCCCGAUCAGACGCCGGAAAAGAUGAAACCGAUCUCGGCCAACGCACUGAAAACGUUCACCAAGCGGCUCGAAUCGAUUGCGAACACGAUCUGCUCGGAGCAGAGCAAACGUGUCCUGGACGGGCGUUACUUUCACGGUGUCGGUAAUGCGGCGGCAUCGGCAGCAUCCGGAACCUCCAUCGCACCAUCGACUAGUGGUGGUAGCACCGAUCCGACCAGCUUCGUCUCAAACAUCUCCAACACCAUCCCGCUGUUCGAACGGUCGGCUGCGCAGGAACUGGAACAGACGGCCGGUUUGCUGUAUGCCGAGCUGCGGCAGGUGCAGGCCACGAUCGAUUCGGACGCUACGCUCAGCAGCUCGGGCGGUGAGUCGGCGGACGAAUCGAUACCGUAUGUGAACGAUGUGCAAGAACCACUUCCAAUUACCGAACGAGCCGCCUGGAGGUGGGCAAACGAUCGUGCGGCCGUCGCCAGCAAAUGGACGUGGGUUUGUGCCCGCGUAGCCGACCUUGAGUAUCGGAUCCGGCAGCACGGCGAGGUACUGAACAAGAUACGGUACAACAAAGGUCCGGUCCUGCUGGAGGACCCGUCGCUAGCCGGCGAUCAGCAGCCCCAACAGUCCCAACAGUCGGUGAACGGUUAUCGUGGCCAGUUACCGGGCAGCAGCAAACCCUUAACAUCCCAGGCUAGCGCAACGGACGAGGAGGAUGCCGAUACGGUGCCCAGCUGUUCCCGGACGAGGCCCUACUGUCGCUCGCAGUUCCGGAAGCGGAAGCUGAUGCAAACGCACAACCUGCACACCGUAUCGAAACGGGCAGCAAAACCAAGCAACAUCAAGUGCGGUUGCCAGUGGCCGUUGCUUCCCUGUGCACUGUGCACGGGACGUACCGAUCCGACCGCACUGCGUGAUCCGCUCGAUACGCUUACGUUCCCGGAACGCGUUGCACUGCUCGAUGCAAGCUUCCAUCCCGUGUUGAGCUUCCCAGAAGACAUUUCGCACAGCAUACACCUGGAGGCAAUAAUGCGAACGCCGGACUGGCAAAGUAAGAUGAUUCGCAGCAAAGCCACCCCCGCUAGCCUUGCGGAACCAGUGCCGGCGGGAUCGUCGGCUUCACGCGGCGGAGCAUUUUUCUCAUCCGGUGACGAGAUGACACCAUCCUCGCACGGCAAGCGCUACAUCGGUUCGGACGGCAAGCGGAAGUACGAAUCGAUGACCAGCAACAAGUACAAGAAUAACGAUCGCUACAUGAGUGAUAGUGGAAAUAAAUCCAAAAAAGCCAAAUCGAAGCGGGAUGUGAUACUUUCGAACAGCCGUAAAUCCGGUUCCGGUUACGCGUACGACGGUUCGCGCUCGGGCUCGAACGGCCAUCGAAGCAGCCGGAAUCAGGCGGGCGUCAGCAAGUCGAGAAAAUCUUCCCAUUGCUACGAUAGUUACGAUGGCAACAAUGAUGGUGGCGUUUGCCGCAGCAGAAACACUUCCCCAUCGGCCAACAAUCGGAACGAGCGGAGGUAUCGCAACACGAGUGCAUUCGACAUCGGUAGCAUCGUUAUUCCACAGAGUAUGGCGGCAUCAACGAGAGUGUCACUACCACAGUAUAAGGAUAUCGCUGUACCGAAAUGGCGCAUUGUUGGUGAUUAUGAGGAUGCAGAUGAAUCGUUCAACACCCAGCUGAACAGUUCUGAUAUUGCAUCGAACAGUAGCCAAAACGUAAUGCUCACUCCGGGCACGGAACAGCUGCUACCCACUGAAGGAGCGAACGCGACCGUACCGAAAACUCCGAACAAGAGCGAGUCGGCGAUUCCACCGAAUGGUACGAAAACUGCAACUUCCACCUCCGGCUACCUGGAGGCGGUACAGCAGCAGCAACAGCAGUUGAUUGUGAUACCGGCGCAGGACGAGGAGGAUAUAUCGGAUGAAGCGAUCAUGCUGAAGCACGACCGUGCCCUGCAGGAAGAGCGCAAAAAGUUCCGCACGUUCCUAAAGUUCCCGUGGAGCCGGCCCCGUGCCAAGCGGCGCACGGAUAGUCGGGCCGGCUCGAGCGGUGGCAACACACCCGAUCCGACAUCGCCCGCACCGCCAACACCGAUGGUGGAGCAUGAUUCUUCGCCGGCAUGCCCAUCGACUCCAAUCACGCCCCAGGAUGGACAGGAGCUAUCCGAAGCUAAUGUUAUCAAUGCGCUUAAUAAAAGUCUCCACAAGAAGGAACGCCGUAGGACGGUAUCAUCGAAGCGGGAAGAUCAGCAAACUCAGGGAGCUGGCACUAUUACUCCGGACACGCGCGAAGUUGUUUCACCGUACGAAGCACUACAGUUUCCGCUGGAGGACAACAUUUUCGAGGACAUGGUACGCUCGAUGCCGAGCGACCAUCUCGACAACGACUGCCUCAGCAAGCUGACCGGCCGGAACGGGCUACCGUUCCGGCGGCCGGCGCACCGCAACAACAACAUACUGCUGAAGGUGAACGCGAGCGUGAACCUCGCACCGGCCAGCCUCGGUUUGGGCAGCCAAAACCCGCUCAGCUCGAACGCAUCGACCGCGACAACCGUAUCGGCCACCGAAACCGAUCUGGAAGAUUUCGACGAUGAAGAUCUGAUGCUUGCGAAGCGGAUGGAGCAGGAGCUGAUUAUGCAGCGGCUACUGAACAGCCGCAGUGAAUCGCAGCAGUACGAAAUUGAGCCCCCGUCCGCGAAACCGAUGCUCGACGACGACGAGGACGCCAUCGACGACGAGGAGACGGAUACGGGCGAAUCGCUGUUCGUCGAGGAGGACGAUCCGAACGAUCCCGAGUGGCACGAUCGUCCAACGGGCGGUCGUUCCGGCGGGGGUGUGAGUGGUUGUGGCGUUGGUGGAAGCAAUGGUGCGGGGGGCAGCAAUGCAAGGGUGUAAAGGAAACACCCACGCGCGACCGACCGGGCGGGAGAGAUUUAGUUUGAAGCUUUACAUUCUUAAGCAUGUUUAGGGUGGGAUUACACACACACACGUUUUGUUACGCUCCACAAUGUGAGCCGAUUAUUUUAAGCCGUCUCGUAGAAGAUGCGAAACACUAGAAUCGCGAUCAUUUUGUUCAACAGUGAUAGUGGUAGUGGUACACAUACACACAACCGAUAUGGACCGUGCAAGCGCACCGAGGUUCGCAUGAGAGAAGGAUAAUGCCAUAAUCGCUAAAAGGGAGGUGGAUCCGUUUUUUUACCAGUCCAGUCAACACACACACCAAUGCAUCAUCCAAAGUGGUGUGUUUUCGUUUCUUUUACUCUUCAACUAACGAGCGUGGAAGCACUUUAUUUUACCUCAAACUUCUUUCACUUCGCUCAUCGAAUGUGACUCCCUCACACUAAGGGAGCUGGAUUUGUUUGAACGGACGGACAGACAGUGAGAGUUUUAUCUACACACGCGCACACACACACACAUGCCGCCUUCUUUUGAAAGGUGCUGUGAUGAUCGUUUUUUUUACUAUCCUUCUCCAGUCUCGUAAUGACAAAAAGUCUUUUUGUUUUUGCUGUUUGCACCCAAAGCAAACUAAAUUAAGGCGAUAAGAGUGUGUGGAUGCGUACGGGUGUGUGUGUUAUGUUGGCAAAGCAUAAGCAAAGUAAAGCAAAGAAGCAGCGGUUAAGUUUGUUUAAAUGCAUUUAAAUAUUCUUCUUCGUACGGACACUCAUCCUCAACACAAGCACACACACACACACAACCAACAUUUAACAUUUAAUUCCGUUUUACAUGGGCAAACAGUGAGGGGAAUGGCAAAUUGAGCAGAAUAACGCCAGAACAGAUCAUUUGCGGGGGUGAGUAAGGGCGCGCCGUGUGCUAUCUUUUCCCCCUUUUUUAUAUCUCGUACAUGAGUUGUGUCCCUUUAAAAUGUGUGGCAAACCACUGUUUCUGUUAUAUUUUUUUUCUCGCUCUCUCUCUCUCUCUUUCUCUUUAUGCGUGUCAAACACAUAAAAGUAAGAAGUUGGAAGCUCUUAGGUAUGAUGUAGUUGGUUGGAGCUAAGGUAGCGCGGCAUAUUUCACCUAUAAUGGUAGUGGUGGCGCUGUAUGAUGCUUCACUUAAUGAAUUCUUUACUGGCGCCACAGUUAGGCGCGCGGAUGGUAAAACAAAAUAUAAUUUUAAAAUAUUUUUCUGUUUAAAUAAAGCUUAGCCAUUUUAGAUGAUUUGCAUUAACCGGCGAGGAGCGAGACAGAGAGAGAGUGUGUGUGAAGGUGGGAAGGAUGUAAGCAAGAGGGGGAAGAUGAUUUCUACAGCAGCACCACACAUACAAACAUGCAAAAAUAAUCCUUUUCUCUCGUACGACAAAACAUUUACCAGCGCAACCAGUAAUCUUGUUGAUUUUUUUUUCUCUUGAUAACGCUCACCCUCUAACUGCGGGCGAUUGCCAUAACCCAACAUUACACAAAAACUUACAAUACUAAAAGAAGAAGAGAGAAAAACGUUUGGUAAAACAACAAAUUGUUGUUGACAAAAAAAGAAGGAGAGACUAGCAUGUAAAUUUUAGUUUACCUCUAUUAUUAAACCGCCCCCGCCCCCUGUACACGAUCGAUGGAUCUAAGGUCUAAGGAAACUAAUCACAGAUAGAUCGAUCGAGAUCGAUUUUCUUUUUAAAAGGCGGAACUAUUAUUCAAAAUGUUUCUGUCGUUUGUGAAUACGUGGAAAACUAUUGUUGAAGAGGAUAAGAAGGGGGGAGUGGAGGCACCGGGAAAUGGCGGUGGAUGUAUGUUACGCAAAGUCACAUAUAUUAUAUGUAGAAAUAUGUAUGUAGUAGCAGUCAUGUACAUCUGCUUUAUUGAAAAAGCGCUUCAGUUGUGGAGGAGGAGAUAGGAAGGGAAAUAGUAGUAGGACAGAGAGACGGGGAGGGAGAUACAGAGAGAGAGCGAGAGAGAGAGGUAUAUAGUUUCGUAACAGGAAAAUAAGAAAAAUAUCUAUAAAAAUGAAAUUAAAAUUCAGCCAGAGCCAGACAAGCGGUAUGUUGUUUA
Molecule: messenger RNA, 8951 nt
Organism: Anopheles stephensi (Asian malaria mosquito)
Lineage: Eukaryota; Metazoa; Arthropoda; Insecta; Diptera; Culicidae
Gene: nsl1
Exons: 13
Coding region: 2523-6872 (1449 amino acids)
Cellular component (GO): NSL complex
Molecular function (GO): histone acetyltransferase binding
Source: RefSeq, a predicted model, not a curated record